This is a messenger RNA of Olea europaea var. sylvestris, 2933 nucleotides long. RefSeq names its product probable LRR receptor-like serine/threonine-protein kinase At1g67720. Lineage: Eukaryota; Viridiplantae; Streptophyta; Magnoliopsida; Lamiales; Oleaceae. Gene Ontology annotation, molecular function: protein binding. Bases 797 to 2626 code for a protein of 609 amino acids. The transcript is spliced from 9 exons. The record is from RefSeq and is a predicted model, not a curated record.
CCCCCUAUGUGCGGGCCCCAUGUGUUAUAUAAAAUGCCAAAAAAUCAACCACCCACCUCACUAAUGUGUCUUUUCUGUAAAACAUCUGUGAGCAAAAAUUUUGUAAAUGUAGUGCAACUAUUUUCCCUUGGUGGUGGGCCAGAAGGCCUGCUAGCCACUUGGUGGGAAUUACACCGGUUGUGUUGGUUUCACGACAAGUCUUAUGCUCUACUCCCACUUCCUACCUCUCGUGGAGGUGAAAAUGCACGACUCUAGUAUAUUAAGAACGACCUCAUGGCGGCGUAUAUCAACACUUGGCCUUUUCAUAAUAUUCCUCAUGUGUGAUUUUCUGGUGGUUUUGAUAAGAUAUCUCAUAUAAUGCAUCAAACUGUUGACUUUAAAUCAUGUUUUUAUACAAACAUUUGUAUCUUGCUCAUUUCAAUGCUAAAUGGUACUUCGGCGAUCGUGGUAUCUUUUGCUUCAACUAAGCAUCAACGAAUGAGGUGUAGCAUACAAAGACACAUGGGCAUGCAAUGGAGUCUUCUUGUAGUCAAUAUAAAUUCCUUUCGAACAAUAAUUUUUUCAGCACGUAAUUACAUUUUGCAAUUUAUUUGUCUGGUCUUAGUAUGCAAUUCUUACAACCAUUUGAUAAUUCAGAGAUUUAAACCUUUUUUGUGACUUGUGCAGCUAUAAUCAAAAGUUGAAUAGUUGCUUCUUUUUAUGGAGAUAGGUUGAGGAUCACUGGUACAGUUUGGCCAGAAAAAUAUUAUAUUAUAAACAUUUGAUUAAGUCGACACAUUUCGAGAGAUUAAGAAAAAUGAAGGCUUGCACGUUGAGUCACUCAAAGACAAUCUUCCAUUCUGACCUGGUUAUUUCCCGCGUUAACAUCCACCUCACUCCACGCCCCCUUCCCCCGGGCCCCGUUUGUGAUUCUAUGUUCUUUCCUCUUCACCAACUUCAUCUCUCUCUGUAUAAAAAAAAAUAUUCGUUUCUUGUCGGGCUUCCCCAACCCCAACUGACCCAUUCAACUCCACUAUACCAUCGACUCCAUCAAACCUUCUUCUGCACUCUCUCUCUCUCGAGACCGUCAGCCAUGAUCGCCGCCCUCCUAUUCAGCCUUUCUUUAUUCUCCGCCCUCGCCCCCUCCCUUUCUCAACGCCCCAGAGAUGUACGAAUUAAUUGUGGCUCCACCGAAAAGUCCACGAUCGACGGCGUAGAAUGGCUGCCGGACACUGGCUACAUAUCCUCGGGGACUCCGAAGAACGUUACGACGAAGGAUUUACUCCGAACUCUUGCCACUGUCCGCACGUUUCCAUUGAAAAACAACCUUUUCAAGAAGUUCUGCUACGAAAUUCCGGUAGUACCAGAUCGUACGACGAAAUACAUGGUGAGGACUGCAUAUUUCUAUGGUGAAAUUGGUGGUUAUAGCAACCCACGGCCACCGGUGUUCGAUCAGAUAGUUGAUGGGACAUUAUGGGCUGUGGUGAAUACAACAGAGGAUUAUAUGAAUGGAAAUUUUAUAUAUUAUGAAGGAAUUUUCAAGCCUACUGGGAAGAAUUUGAGUGUGUGUUUGGCUGCUAAUACAUAUACAGAUUCAGAUCCUUUUAUUUCUUCUCUGGAGGUUGUGCCUUUGUGGGAUCAGUUGUACAAUUCCACAGACUUUCAUACUUAUGCUUUGAGUUUAGUUGCAAGGCACAGUUUCGGGUUCAGAGGAUCGAUAAUAAAAUAUCCUGAUGAUCAAUUUGAUCGUUAUUGGGUGCCAUUUGGAGAGAGUAAUUCUCCCUCGUUGAGUUCUGAAAAUGUUUCCGUUCCCGGUAUCUGGAAUCUACCGCCAGUGAGAGUGUUUCAGACACGAUUGACAAAAGAGCAACCAGAACCCCUGCUGUUAAUGUGGCCUCCAGCAUAUCUCCCUAACUCGACAUAUUACGUCGCUCUUUAUUUUGCCGAUGAUCGUGUUUCAACAAGCUCAAGAAUGUUUGACAUAACCAUAAAUGGGAUAACUUAUUAUAAUAACCUCAGUGUGACUCCAGCUGGUGUUGUUGUCUUUGCAAACCAGUGGCCUCUUUCUGGUUUGACAAAUAUAGCAUUAACUCCUUCUACUGGAUCAAGUAUUGGUCCCCUAAUCAACGCAGGAGAAGUUUUUCAAGUGCUGACAGUUGGAGGAAAAACUCUCGCACGUGAUGUUGUUGCUAUGGAAGGCUUGAAAAAAAGUUUCCAGAAUCCACCAGUUGAUUGGAAUGGUGAUCCGUGUUUACCCCGUCAAUACUCAUGGACUGGAGUUACUUGCUCAGAAGGACCCCGAAUUCGUAUAGUAACCUUAAACAUGACGGGCAUGGGUCUUUCAGGAUUGAUCUCACCAUAUAUUUCCAAGAUGACGGCAUUGACAACCAUCUUGCUUGGGAACAAUAGUCUGUCGGGAACUAUACCCGACCUCAGUUCAUUAAAGGGAUUGACAAUUUUGCAUUUGGAAGACAACCGGCUUGGUGGUCAUAUUCCCCCAUUGCUGGGAAACUUGAAAAACUUGCGUGAGCUCUUCGUUUAUAACAAUAAUCUGACCGGCCAAGUACCAAGCAACAUUUCUGGAAAACCCGGAUUGGACCUAAGGGUUACUCCCGGGAAUCCGUUUUUGAUACUGCCGCAGUCGUGACAACAUCAUGUAAACUAGUUACUAACAACCACGCAAGAGUCUACAGAGCAUUACCAAAAUUCUCCAAAUCCUGGAAGUAAGACUAUGGCUCGUGCUUCUAACCGCAUUCGUACUGCUUCUUUUGAGAAUCGACACUUGUUUAUGGUUGUCAACAUAAAUUCUUGAAUUGACAAAUGAAAAUGUGUGUCAAAUUGUAUAUCAGCAUGUUUUUAUAUAGUUAUUUUUUGAAUGAUAUUCUCUGUAUCACAAUUUUUCUCUGUAUAACUUAACGUGUAUCUAUGUUUUAUAUACUUGAUUUACAUUUCAA